AUGAACAUUGAACAGUGGCUUGAAGAUAUUACGAAAAGGAUUGAGGAGCCCGUGACUCCACUAGGGUUGACUAUGCCCGAGAAAUGCCUAGGAAGCUUGGAACAGCAGUCUGACAUGGAUAAGGGACUAUUGGAGAGAGAUAAUGGACGAGAAGACAAAAUUGUGCACAAGAUCAGGACUUUGAAAGAGACGGUCCGCAGACAAGACGAAAGACUUAGGAAGUCUGAACUACAGGAGGAUAUAGUUCAAGGAAAGAUUACUAGCUUGCAAGAGCAGCUCAGUGUCCGCGACUCUUUUCAACAACACAGCGAUUUAAAUGACAGGCUCAACAUGCAUGAAAGACUACUAGAGGUUGCCGACCAACAAAUAAAUACCCAGCAAGAGCUCAUAAAACACUUGCUUGAAGUGCAAGCCUCAACUUCUCGACAACUUGCCUUUAUCACACAAAAGCUUUCGCAACAAGCAGAACAAUCUAUGGAACAGCCACAAAUGGAAGAAGCCGAGGGGGUUCAGUCUAACCCGGGCCGAGUUAGCAAUUUUACAGAUGCUUCUGAUUAUGUCCUUGUGUCAGAGGAUAAAGCUACCACUAGUUGA
This is a messenger RNA of Penicillium hordei, 594 nucleotides long. RefSeq lists its product as uncharacterized. The transcript has a single exon. NCBI's taxonomy places the organism in Eukaryota, Fungi, Ascomycota, Eurotiomycetes, Eurotiales, Aspergillaceae. The record is from RefSeq and is a predicted model, not a curated record. The coding region runs from base 1 to 594 and encodes 197 amino acids.